AUGUGGGGUAAAGCCGAUUCUUUGGAAAAUAAUCCAUUUGCUUCUUUGUUUCCAAGUUUGGAAGAAGCAAGGAAAUAUUCUCGUAAAGUUUCAAUUCAGCAUAUGAACGAAAAUAAAAAUCUUGUUGAGAAAACUACGGAACAUGAACCUAGCACUAGUAAAUAUAAUGAUUUAAAACAUAAAAAAAAUGAUAAAUGUAAUAAUGAAAUUUCAAUUUCGGAAGAAAAAAAUAAUGUUGCGCAAAAAUUUACCAGAAAAGAACGAAUCAAUGACGCCGCUGAAUACAUAUUUGGUAUAACUUUAAACAAAAAUACGGAUAAAACUUUGGUAUUAAUAGAAGAAUUUGCAAGCUGUGAAAAUUCAUUGAUAGAACUUUCAAAUUUAGAUCAAAUUUUAUUUGAACGUUUGUUACUUCAAAAUCCAGUUCAAAAUCUUUUGAACCCUCCCAUAAAUGGUGUAAUUGAUGGUCCAACUGUUCUGGUGGAAGUCAUAACAUAUCUUGUAGAAGCUUUUAAAAAACUAUGUAAAGCAUUGCAAAUGUCUAAAUAUGAAAUUAUUAAAAAUGAAAUUGGUGAAAUGCAAAUGUUAAUUUUAAGAAAUUCAGCUACUGCUCUUAGACAACCAGAAUUAUAUGAAAAUCAAAAUUUAAAUUCUCAAGUGUUGCAAAUAUUUUAUGAAAAUGUUGGUCUGAAUAAAGAAGAUCUUUUCUUGCCUUUUUUAAAUGGGAUUGUGGAAGAAAUAAUAAAAGAUGAAGAUAAUCCUUCGGAAGUAAUAUUGACUACAUUCACGCCAAUAUUUGAUUUUGUUCACAAAAAAAUUGCAAAUAGCAAUCUUAUAAAUUUUGAGCAUGCAGUAAUUUUUUCAUUCCUACAAACAAUGGCUUCUAUUAAAUAUUUAGCUGAGGCUCUUAUAAGACACUCAACCCCCAAGUCUCAAACCCCAGGCAGUGUAUAUUCAGAUACAUUGCUUGGAGCUAUUUUUUGUCUCUCAUGUUUGCCAAAAGUCAAUGAUGGUCCUUAUGAAUUUUUUGACUCUCCUACAAAAUCAGUUGAAGAUGCUGUGUGGACGUCUCUUAAUUGCAUAUGUGAUAAUUUACAUCAGCUGUUUUUAAUGCUCUUGAAGGUGUCCACAGAAAGUAAACAUAAUACAAUGCAAUGGAUUGCUGAUUGUUUACAUUCAAAUGCAGACAGAGGGAAACUUCAUAUGUUUGAAGAAGAUCAAGCCUUGGGUGAAUCUAGAAGUUCAAAUGUAUCAGAUGGUUUUAUGCUUAAUUUCAGCGCUGUGCUACUGAGAUUGUGUCAACCAUUUAUAACUGUGUAUAAUGGUGUCAAAAUACUAAAAAUUGAUCCGACAUAUUGUGCAGCUAAAAUAAAUAAUGAAGAAGAGGCACAACAAAAAAACUGCCAUAUGCACAAUUUACAUUCUGAAACGUGUCUUAUACCAGCUGAAGAAGGUCAAACUAGGCCAACUUCUGAUAGCUUUAAUUUUAUAACAGAAUGUUACUUCAUGGCUCAAAAAUCACUUGAUCUAGGUUUUAGAAUAUGUGCUGAAAAAGUUAAUGUAUUAUAUGGAGAAUUGGCCAAAAUUCAACAAGCUUAUAAUGAUGCUGUUGCUACUAGAGGAGCUAAUCAUGAAGUUACUGAGCAUAUACAAGAAAGAAUGCAGGCUUUGAUGUCUAGAUUUUUGUCUCUUAGAGCAGCACUAAUAGAGCCGAAAACAUUGGAUUUAUUAUCUAAACUCCAUGCGUCUUCUGCUAAUUGGCUCAUUCAAAUUCUUUUAAGUAACAAAGAUGAGUCAAGUUCUACAUGUUCAUUAUCUGACAUGAAACCCCUAGAAAUUCCAUUACCUGAAGAAAUUCCAGAAACUUUGAAAUGUGUUCCAGAAUUUAUCCUUUUAAACCUAACCUGUUAUUUAUCAUUUAUUAGAAGGUAUAAUAGAAAAGCAUUGGAAGAAAAUGGAUUCGGGUGGCUGGAACCUAUUUUGAGUGUGAUAAUUAUAUUUAUGGGAUCAGCAAAAAGAAUAUCGAAUCCUCAUUUAAGGGCCGGUCUAGCAGAAUCCAUGGAAGCUCUUUUACCAAAUAAUAAUGAUGAAGAUAUGAUUGCUACUCCGACAAAUUCUUUGGGAACCAUUUACAGGGAACAGUUAUUUAAACAGCACCCUUUGAAAAAAUUAUUUAUUCCUAGUUUACUUAAUGUGUUUGUCAGCAUAGAAAUGACGGGGCAAAAUGUGCAAUUUCAAGAAAAAUUUAAUUAUCGGAGACCGAUGUAUGUGAUAAUGGAUUACCUUUGGUUAAAUGAAGAACACAGAGAUUGUUUUAAAAGUUUAGCACUGGAAGCUGAGAAAAAUAUGGAGGCGGUAACUCCUCCCCUCUUCCUGAGAUUUGUAAACCUUCUCAUCAAUGAUGCUGUAUUUUUAUUAGAUGAAGCGCUUUCCAACAUGGCUCAAUUAAAAACCAUGCAAGCAGCAAGAGAAUCAGGAGAAUGGGCCAAGUUAUCAUUUCAAGAAAGAUUACAAAACGAAUCAUUUUUUCACCAAGCAGGAAUGCAUGCAAAGUUUGACAAUAUUUUAGGACGAUGGACAAUUCACACAUUGGAAUAUUUAACGUCUGAAAUAACCAGUAUAUUUUUACAUCCUGUGAUGGUGGAUAGAGUGGCCGCCAUGUUAAAUUAUUUCUUACAACAUUUGGUAGGUCCGAAUAAGAAAAAUUUCAAAGUGAAAGACAAAGAAGAAUACAAAUUCAAACCGGAUGUAUUCGUUAUGGAUAUUUGUAAAAUAUACGUGCACCUUUAUCACAGCGACGAAUUUUGUUUGGCCGUUUCUCAAGACGGAAGAUCAUACAACAAAGAUUUGUUUUGUCAAGCCGAAGACGUUCUGGCCCGAAUCGGAGGUGGAGCUUUGAUAAGUGAUCUGCAAUUGGUUGAUCUUAAAGUUGCGGAAAUGGCUUCCCGUCAAAUAGAAGAAGAAGAAAUGUUACCCGAUGCACCGGAAGAAUUUUUGGAUCCAAUUAUGUCUACCAUAAUGAAAGAUCCAGUCAUUUUACCCUCUUCGUUGAAAGUCGUCGACAGAACUACAAUCGCAAGGCAUUUGUUAAGUGACGAAUCCGAUCCUUUCAAUCGUUCGCCUUUAACGCUCGAUAAAGUAAAAACCCAUACGGAAUUGCGUGAAAAAAUUAAUGAUUGGGUGGAGAAACGACGAAAAAUUAUCAAGGAUAAAAAAUUAUCAUCCUCGGAAAAUCCUCAAACAAAUUAA
Messenger RNA from Pediculus humanus corporis (human body louse), 3249 nucleotides. Its product is annotated as ubiquitin conjugation factor E4 A, putative. The transcript is spliced from 3 exons. Gene Ontology annotation, biological process: protein polyubiquitination. Gene Ontology annotation, cellular component: cytoplasm; ubiquitin ligase complex; nucleus. Gene Ontology annotation, molecular function: ubiquitin-ubiquitin ligase activity. Bases 1 to 3249 code for a protein of 1082 amino acids. The record is from RefSeq and is a predicted model, not a curated record. Lineage: Eukaryota; Metazoa; Arthropoda; Insecta; Psocodea; Pediculidae.